AUUCAACGUUCUUGUCGAUGGGAAUAAUUCGCUUCAGACUAUCAUUAUAGUUUACCGUGAAAUUGCAAUGUACCAAAGCAUUAAUGUGUUGAGAAAUGGGGUAGCUUGGAACAGCUCAUUUCGCAGGACGUUUUUUAGUAGGACGAAAAGGUAUGAUUUUGGAAAGUGCAACCUCAUCACCGAGCUUGGAAAUGUAUCACCCGAAAGGCGUGUCCCAGAACAUAUUCCAAAACCACCCUACUAUUUCGUCCGUAAUUCUCCGAGUGAUGGCGAGGGAAAACCGGAAAUCAAAUCCAACCAACAGAUAGCCGGCAUGAGAGAUAGCUGCAGAUUAGCCGCCACUAUUCUAGACCGCGCGUGUCGGUUUGCGAAGGUAGGCAUUACGACGGAUGCAGUAGAUGAUUUCGUUCACGAAGAAACGAUAAAAGCAAACGCCUAUCCAUCCCCUUUGCGGUAUUUGGGAUUCCCAAAGUCGGUCUGCACGUCGGUCAACAAUGUAGCUUGCCACGGAAUACCGGACGACAGAAAAUUGCUCGAUGGAGACAUUAUCAAUAUAGAUAUCACGGUGUUUUACAAUGGGUUCCACGGUGAUUGUUCCAAGACAGUACUAAUUGGAAAUGUGGAUGAUCGGGGAAAAUAUUUGGUAGAAAACACCGAGCUAUGCCUCGCUGAGGCAAUACUAUGUUGUGGACCUGGUCAACCACUCUGUGUGAUCGGCAAGUCGAUCGAGAAAUAUGCCAAAAGAAAAAAGUUGAAUGUUAUGCCUGCCUUUCUUGGACACGGUAUUGGAAGCUACUUUCAUGGACCACCGAACAUAUUUCAUUUUGACAAUGAUUUUCCUGGUGUAAUGCUGCCAGGAAUGACCUUUACCAUCGAACCAGUUCUAACGUUGGGUGAUUCUGAGGCGGAAAUUCUCGACGACGCAUGGACGGCCGUGUCGGUGGAUAAUGCACGUAGCGCCCAGUUUGAGCAUACAGUUCUAAUAACAACCGAUGGUUGUGAAGUACUUACAGUAACUGAUUAGCAUUGUAGAAAACAAAUUGAAUAAGAACUGUUUUAAGCUUUUGAUUAAAAAUGUUGAAUGGUUUUCUACUUU
Messenger RNA from Anopheles coustani, 1096 nucleotides. Its product is annotated as methionine aminopeptidase 1D, mitochondrial. The record is from RefSeq and is a predicted model, not a curated record. The coding region runs from base 68 to 1024 and encodes 318 amino acids. Gene Ontology annotation, molecular function: metalloaminopeptidase activity. Gene Ontology annotation, biological process: proteolysis. Lineage: Eukaryota; Metazoa; Arthropoda; Insecta; Diptera; Culicidae. The transcript is spliced from 4 exons.